CUUGCUCUGUUGCUUUGCGGAAACUCUUCAGCAGUGAGCAUUUAUGCAGCAAGUCCAGCUUGUCCCACCGAUGUGGAUGUGAUCUUUCUGGCUGUGGGUGAUGUGCCGGAGCCUGUGGAGUUUCUGUGGAAUUUUGGAGACUCCACAACCAUCAGAAGCACGACCAGGAACGUCACAAAAAUAUACAACACUCCCGGAAGGUAUAACAUAACAGUGGUCAUGUCUGAUGGUCACACCUCCCUCACCUCUGGAGCGUUCCCCUUACUCGUGCAAAGACCGGUGAAGCUCAACAAACUCGUCCACCGGGCGUCUGUUCUUCAGAACCACACCACCACAGUGACGUGCAGGGUCACUUCCGGCACAGACGUCGCUUUCUCUUGGAGUUUUGGAGAUGGGACGAGGAGGACGGGACAAAGCACAGAGCAGCACGUUUUCCGAAGGGCUGGAGAGUUCCAAUUAGAAGUGAUCGUGUCCAACAGAGUCAGUUCUGCCUCCCUCAGGGGCGUCAUCUUCGUCGUACAGCAGCCAUGUCAGCCUCCACCUGUCAAAAACAUGGGGCCUCACAAACUUCAGGUGAGAAGAGACGAGGUCAUCCGACUGGAAGUGACCUAUGAGGCUGAAGUUGACUGUGAGGCAUCGAAGGGCCUCCAUUACACAUGGACGUUACUCGAUUCCGCAGGACACAUUUUGCCCAUUGCAGAUGCUCACAAACAGAGUCUGGCACUGCCAUGUCAUUUUUUGCACUACGACACCUACACAGCCAUAGCCAGGGUCCAGGUUGUUGGCAGUAUGGUGUACAGUAACUACAGUGUGAGAGUUCAAGUGAUGCCCAGCCCUCCUGUGGCCGCCAUCCAUGGUGGCACCAACAUCUUCAUUAACAACAGGAACAUCACCAUGGUAACACUAGAUGGGUGGAAAUCAUACAAUCCUGACUUCCCCAUGAAUCCAGUCAGCGUAAAGUGGAUGUGUGAACCAGUCAGCUCUAUCAAGAGUUCCUGCUUCGACCGUCACGUUGCUACUUCCUCCACUGUGCUCAGCUUUCCAGUGAGCUUCCUGAAACACAACUUUGACCAGUAUCGAUUCACCCUCACCGUCCACAGUGGAGAGCGAUCAGCUUCAUCAGAGACCUUUGUCACGUUAACCCCAAAUGUAAUCGGGAAGGUAACAGUAUCGUGCCAUCAGUGCGAAGGGGACCAAGUCAACUGGGAUGAGUCUUUCUCAGUCAAAGCCUCGUGUGAAGACUGCGAGGUUCCCCCAAACCACAUCCAGUACACUUGGACUCUGUACUUGGUCAAUGCAUCCUCCGAACCUGUGUUAGAAGUCCCGUUUUGUUAUACGUUCGAUCUCAGCGCACCAUCCCCUAUGAUGGACAGUACCUCCUCACCGCCUCAUCCUCCAAAAAAGAACAUCAGCACGGUUCACAUCACUGGUUUGGCAGAACAUGCCAACAUUGACCCAGUGGGAUCAAGAGAGGAGCCCUCCAAUCAUGCCCAGGGGGAGCUCAGUCUUAUUGAGCCUUCGAACUCCUCCACGGAACAGUUGCUUCUUGUUCUUGAUGAUGGCGGCAUCGAUUUGGAUGUUGGAAGUCAGCUUCCCAUCGAUUAUGACUCCUCUGCUGACUGGGAGUUUCCCACUGUUGAGAGUACUGGACAAGAUUAUGAUGUUCCCUUCCAAAUGGCAGAGGAGGGAGACCCAGGAAUCUCAGCAGGGAGACCCACAGGUAUGGAUGGUCAGACCUUGAAUCCAAGAGAUGACUCGUCGUUUAGCCCAGCGUCACAUGACACCGAGGGAAGUCAUCUAAUGGAGUCCAGUCCAAGUCGGCAGGCGAUUCAGGAGCUGACAUUGCUCGACCUCCCUCGAGACGCGGUGGAGGCGGGGUUGUUUGCGUCCUACACCUACACAGGACUUUCCUCCCCGUUGCUCAGCUUCAGACCUUUCAGUCUGAGACCAGGGAGUAGAUACAUGCUGGAGGUCAUCGCCAAAUCUCAAAGUAGUGUUUUGGGCCGGACUCAACUAUUCUUGAGAACAAAGCCCAUUCCGAGAGGAAUGACAUGCCAGGUGCAACCAAAUAAAGGCCUGGAGUUGUACACACACUUCAGUAUCUUCUGCACCUCAGGGAGAGAGGACUUAGUGUACGAAUACAGCGUCAGUAUUGGGAGCAAACCCCCCAGGUUGUUGUACCAGGGGAGAAACUUCCAGUACUACUUCAGCCUUCCUUCUGGACACCUCAGUGAUGACUACAAAGUAACUAUUAACACAAAAAUCAGAAGCGGCAUGUACGGGUCCUCCACCAGAGUUUGCCCAGCGACUGUCCAAGUCCUGCCCAGCUUCUUCAGAGACGUUUCCUCUCUCAAUCCUGAUGUGGAGCUGUCCCAGUCAGGUCUAAAGAACCUCUCAGCGUUGGUCCUUCUUGGGAACAGUGCAGAGAUACGUAACUAUGUCAGUCUCUUGUCGGGCAUUCUCAACAGACUGAGCUUGGACAGCCAGGCUGACGAGCACUCGCAGAGACGUAUGCGCAGUGUGCUCAUUUGCACCAUGUGCAAGUUGGAGAGCAGUGACCAGGACUCGAUGGUAGACAGCAUAUGCAUUCUCAAAGAUCUUUUACAAGUUACCAGGCAGGUAACAUUAGCGAGUGCCAGACGAGUGGCCGCACAUGUUCGAGGUAUCUCCGGGCAGCUUUCUCAUCCUAGUGCACCUAUAAGGUACCGACUGGAUGAAAGGAUGCUCCACACCUUGGUCACCCUGCUAACUUACAGCCUGGAAGCUGCUGUCACUGCUGAUACUGAUGUUACACAUGAGUUGGAGUCGGACCAUCUAGCCAUCAGAGACUCAUUCGGUGGUGAUGUCCAAACCAGAACCAGAACAGAGCAGGUGGAGCAGAUUGUUGACAAUAUUUUGCAGACUGCUUCUGACCUGAUUCUGAAACACGUCUUGUUGAGCAAAAUCCAAGAGUACAGAAUCAGAGUUGGUCUCAUGUCUCUCUAUGUCACGCGCCAACACUCAUCAGUCAUCACCAGCGGCUCGGCUAUCUUUCACACACCUGCACCACUGCUCCAGUCUCUCAGAGGAGAAUGUGUGCUCCGUCUUAUUGCUGAAUUCACACACUCCCCUUGGACCUGGGCCCACCAUCCUGGCGGGGUAAGUGGACCGGUAGUGGACUUGACUCUGUAUAAAUGCAGCACGAGGAGAAAGAUCUCCGUUCGAUCUCUCGUUCAUCCGAUCAUCACAGAAGUGAAAGCAAGAGAACACAAAAAUUCUGCAGGAGAGUACAUCCUCCUGCGCAGCAACAUCAACUAUCACAGCUUCAACAUUACCCAGGAGCACUUGCAGCGGGCCAUCCAGCUGAGUGUUGUGUUCACGCUGCCACCCAACAAGACAUUCCCCAUCAUGCUGCUCUACAGGAUGUUUGCCAAGCCGACUCCCAGCAUGCAUCACCUGCGGAGGGUUCACCAGUGGGAGACCAACACCACACGCAUCACCCUGCCGCCGUCCUACCUCAAUGCUCCAGGGGUUGGCUACUUGGCGCUAUUAAAUGCCGACUUGGGGAAACCAGUCAGACACAAGCACCUCAGCAGCCGUGUCAAGUACACUCUGGCAGUGGACACCAGCCAGUGUUUGUCCUUGGACCGGCAAAAGCGAGCCUGGACCAGUCUCGGCUGCAGGACGUACCAAGCAGACGGAACGGUCAGCUGCAGUUGUCACCAAUUGAGGGCGCUGACAGUCACGCAACAGCAGAUCCAGAGCAGUCAUGACACAGCCCACCUGGACCCAUUCAUCAGUGAGUCCACAAAUGCGACUGUCCUGGUUGUCCUGGUGCUGUGUAUGUGUUUGUACGUACCAGCAUGGGUGCAAUGCAGGAGAGCUGACGUCAUCUCUGAGCAGACUCGGAGGGUCCACUACCUAAGUGACAACUGUCCAUCGGACCCACACUUCUACACAGUUACCAUCCACACUGGCCUCAGUUCUGCACACAGGAUGAGUGCAAAGGUUUACAUAGCGCUCUAUGGUGGAAAUGGCGCCUCACAAACAAGAGAACUACAUGUCCCAGGAUGCACUCUGUUUAGGAGGAACGCUCAAGAUACCUUUAUACUCAGUGCAGCAGAGAGUCUGGGUCCUGUGUCUAGGGUCCACAUCUGGCAUGACAACUCAGGACCUUCACCGCAUUUGUACCUCAAACUAGUGGAAGUGUCUGAGCAAGAGUCUUCAAGAAAGGUGAGCAGAGCUGAUGGCGAGGAGCGAACGUGGUUGUUCGUCAGCCAGUGCUGGCUGUCAGUGAGCAACGGUGACGGCCAGGUGGAGAGAAUGCUACGUGUUUGUAAUCAGUCGAUAGGCUUCACUCGGAUGUUAGGUCUGAAGCUGUGUGACUACAUGGCCGACUUCCACAUGUGGAUGUCUGUGUACAGCUGCCCCUGGCCUCACUCUUUCACACACACACAUAGACUGAGUGUGAGCCUGCUGCUGUUCACGUCGUACGCGUGUGUCAGCGCGCUGAUAACGUCACAAAUGGAUGAACCAUUGUAUUACGCAGCAGGCAUGACCGCUGUAUCAGCUGUUUCUGUGACAACUGGAGUGUUGGGUGUGGUGCUGGCAUUGCCAGUGGCAACGCUGAUAACGGUCCUAUUUCGCAAGGUGACACUGUUGAUGGAGGAGGAAGGCACACAGCUUGACCAUAAAUCUUGUGACGAUAUUGUCAUAGCGGAUGACACUGAAGCCUUCAAGAACCAUCAGGAUGUAGAGCAGCUGGCCACAAGGGAUGAGAACAAGGACAUACACAUUGAAAACCAGAAGCAGAACCAGAAAGGAGAUCUUUCCAAAGACAACCAGGCAGCCUUCAGGAGUCUUGGUGUCUUUGACAAUCUGAGAGGGAGCAAAGUGGCCUAUGUAGUCUGGGCACUGUGUCUACUUUUGUCCUUUGUCUGUCUGCUGCUCUCUGCAGUGUUGGGACUCAGAUUCAGCACCAGCAAAGUGCAACUUUGGAUCCAUUCCUUCUUUUUCUCCUUGUUGUCAUGCAUAUUGCUGAUCCAGCCCCUUUUGAUCAUUGCCAUUGCUUUGAUCGUCUCCCUUUGGAACAGGAAAAGAAGUACACACUUUCUUAGUCUUACCACAAGUGCAGCGAUUGGUAGAUUUGAAGCCAAAGAGCAGAACAUCACAAAGAACAUCACAAAGCUUCUGGAGGAGCGUCAGCGAGCCAGGUUUCUUCGUCUGGUGCGCCCACCAGCUGCUGAAGAGCUGAGGCGUGCUCGAGGACGAAGAAGAAGAGAGGCUUUUGUUCAUAAAACGAUCAGGGAUUUGUGUGUCCUUGUUGCUAUGGUCCUCUUGAUGUGGUGCAUUUCCAGUGGCAGCUCAUUUACUUACCAUUACCGCCUCAAUAAAGCUGUCAGACAACACUUUACAUGCGAUGGAUUCAUGUCCAUAAAGACGAAUGAAGACUGGUCGAAGUGGACACAGAGCGUUUUGCUUAACUUGCUCUACAAGAAUGCUUCCAUAAAGUCUGAUGUCAACCCACAAUCACACAUGUUGAUUGGUGAGCCCAUUGUGUGGAAGAAAGAGAUCUGCAGCUCAAUUCAACGCAGUGUUCAACGCAGUGAGAGAGCAUCCACUUCUGUGUGUUGCGGUGCUGUAGUUGGACUUGGCCAGACUAAGUAUGACGCCACCAACAGACUGAAGGCCUUGCAGUCUAAUGGCUGUGUGGCCCUGAAGCUCCAGUUCACCUUGUAUAGUCCUGCGCCUGACCUGUUCACCACUGUGACCCUUCUUGCUGAGAAGAACCCCAUAGGCUCCCUGCUGCCAUCUGUUGAAGUCCACUCAGUGAAGGUGUACAACACACCUUCUAUCUGGGAUUAUGUCACUGCUCUGUGCCAGGUCCUAUUCCUCUGCUUGUCUCUGCUCCAUCUAUGUUUUCAAGUCUGCACUGCAUGGCAGCAAGGCAUGAUGGGAUACUGCACAGCAUCAUGCAACUGGCUGGAUAUGACAAUCCAGAUUGUGGUUUUCGUGUACUAUUAUCAUGACAUUUACCGCUCUGUGGUGGUCAUGGAGGUGGGAGAGCUUCUCCAGAGGAACAGCUACAAAGAACAUGUGGAUGUCCGGCCCCUGGCAACGAGAGCACAACAUAUUCGCUCCCUGCUUGGUGUUGUAGUCUUCCUUCUCACCCUGAAGUGUGCCACCAUGGUGAGGGUGAACAGAAGGUCUGCAGCUGUCUCUGCCUGGACACUCCCAAACUUCUUCUUGCCUACGAUGUCAUGUUUUAUCUUGCUGGUGGUUGCAUGCUCCCUUCACAGCGGGGACAUUGGUGGUCUCCUCCAUUCUGGACCUUUUCUCAACUACCGAGCCAUCUGGCUGUUCUCCACUGCUGUGAUGAUGGCUGUCUCAUCAGGCUGUAAAAGACGUCAAAGUAGGACGGAAGCAUGCACCUUGGCUGAAUUAAGCGACUACAUCAGACGGAUGUUUUGCGAGAGAGAGGCAGUGUCUUCUGUGGAGAGCAAGACGUACUACCUGGAGGAGUGUGAAAGUUUAGUGGAUGAGCUAUUGUUCAAACUCAACAACCUGCACUGCACACUGCCCCCCAUAGGCCAUCAGGUCCACAACCUUGUAGUCCAUCAGGAGACCACCAACGUGGACUCAGAGAAUGGACAAGCACAGUGUCUGUCAGUCCUGAGUGGUGCUCUGGAAAGACAAACAAGCCAUUCGAGCAGGACAGGAGAUGGACAGAAAAGCAGUACAUGCAGGACAACCACUCAGGAUACACAUACAGAGGUUCUGGUAGAGGUUAUGGUCCACACAGAGCCUUUGGAAGCAUUGCUUGAAAUGCACAUUUGAUUGUGUGAAGCAGGGGUUUUGAAAGUGUGGCAAAGUAAGAAUAUAACACGGUUGGGGCCUUGCCUACUCACCGAAAUCCUGAUUUUUUUGGGGGUAUGUUUUGUUUACUUACUUUUAAUUUUUCUCAAGCCGCUGCACCCCUCUGCCUCACACGACAAAGCCCCCUGUUGUACUGGUGUAAAGCGAUAUACUGUACAGUAACUCUGAAUGAAUAAAUGCCCCUUCAAGACAUUUUUAUUAUGACAUUUGUUUUAUUUAGUAUCGCUUUUCACACAAUGCUAUGAAGAUGAAGAAGGAAUAAAUUGUGAAUUUCUAUCUAGAAGUAUCUAUACCUAAAUGCAACAUAUAUU
Molecule: messenger RNA, 7166 nt
Organism: Dunckerocampus dactyliophorus (ringed pipefish)
Lineage: Eukaryota; Metazoa; Chordata; Actinopteri; Syngnathiformes; Syngnathidae
Product: polycystic kidney disease 1 like 1
Exons: 49
Biological process (GO): detection of mechanical stimulus
Cellular component (GO): membrane
Molecular function (GO): protein binding; calcium channel activity
Source: RefSeq, a predicted model, not a curated record